Molecule: messenger RNA, 1383 nt
Organism: Anopheles stephensi (Asian malaria mosquito)
Lineage: Eukaryota; Metazoa; Arthropoda; Insecta; Diptera; Culicidae
Product: inactive hydroxysteroid dehydrogenase-like protein 1
Exons: 2
Coding region: 310-1272 (320 amino acids)
Cellular component (GO): endoplasmic reticulum
Molecular function (GO): oxidoreductase activity
Source: RefSeq, a predicted model, not a curated record
UACUUACUUGCCCGUCCGUACUAAAUGGUGGGGUGCAUUGCUUCCUAUAUUCCAGCAAGGGGUCAAACAUAAGUGCGCGUGAUGCUGCCAUGUUACCCCGAUAUUGCCCCCGCAGUACGGAAGGUAAUUGGAUUUCUCACGCGUUUCAAGGGUGUCCGACAGUUUGUUUGCGCGAUUGUAACACGAUACAGCAGUUAGAAUUAAAUGAUGGUCGGCUAUCGAUUCCGCGUUUGUAGUACUUUGUGCACGCGCAACACACAGUGGCUUAGGUUAGUGUUCCCUCAGCAUUCCUAGCAGGCACACAGCAAGAUGCUGCUCGUUUAUCCAGCGCUUGCUCUGAUCGGAGCCUACUGUUCUCUGUGCUGGUUGCACGACAAUCUCCGCACGCCCGUAUCGCUUCUAUUGCAUAGCAUACUGCAGGUGCUUCUGCCAAAGCGAACGCUGACCGAAAAGUACGGAGAAUGGGCUGUAAUUACGGGUGCGUCGGACGGAAUCGGCAAGGGAUACGCGGAAUAUCUUGCCCGAAAGCGCAUGAACGUUGUGCUGAUUGCUAGAAACGAGCACAAGCUCAACCGUGUGGCCACCGAACUCACCCAGAAAUACUCCAUCAGGACGAAAGUUGUGGUGGCAGAUUUCACCGGAGAGCAGGAUGCAGUGUACGAUCGACUUGCAAAAGAGCUGCUUCCGCUAGAUGUCGGUAUACUGGUGAACAACGUCGGGUUGGCGUACGAGCGUGCCAUGUGCGUGGAUGAACUGCCCAGGAAAGCUGUGCGGGAUCUCCUAGCCGUGAAUGUGGCCUCGGUUACGCUGCUUUGCCACAUGUUGGUGCCAUCGAUGAAACAACGUGGUCGCGGGUUGAUCAUCAACAUUUCAUCGCUGUCGGCUUCCGCUCCUGCACCCUAUCUAACGGUCUACUCUGCUUCUAAGGUGUACGUCCGAAACUUCUCCAUGGCAUUGCGGGAAGAGUUACGUCCUUACGGCGUACAGGUACAGACCGUUCUGCCGGGCUUUGUAAGAACCAACAUGACCGCGUUCGUGGCGACCGAGCAUAAAGAGAAGCAGGUCUCGAGGCAUCUGGUGCAGGUGGACGAUUAUGUACGAUACGCCGGGUUCACGGUCGGCAAAACGGACCGCACGUGUGGCUACUGGACGCACGGGCUGCAGUACGCGGGGCUGAAGCUCGUACCCGAAUGUGUCCGCAUGUUUGUGAUGAAGACAAUUUACAACAGCUUACGAAACGCAGCCGCCAGCGGUGUUGAGAAAGACGACUGAAAUGCAGAAGAGAAAGAAACAUUAUUUAAAACACGAUUUUUUGAUGAACACAAUAAACAGCAUUCGUUGUGGAGUAACCAUUUGAGUAUCCUCCAAGCGGAGCAUUCAACA